This is a messenger RNA of Dothidotthia symphoricarpi CBS 119687, 1020 nucleotides long. RefSeq lists its product as uncharacterized. The record is from RefSeq and is a predicted model, not a curated record. Bases 122 to 730 code for a protein of 202 amino acids. The transcript has a single exon. NCBI's taxonomy places the organism in Eukaryota, Fungi, Ascomycota, Dothideomycetes, Pleosporales, Dothidotthiaceae.
GGUUUUGUUGGCCGUUAAGCCGCUUUCCGACAGGGUGUACAAUGCUUUGUGACUUGAUUUGCUAUAAUUGUCCUAUCUCGUUCUUCCUCAGCAAUUCCUAUACAUCACCGCAUCAUGCACAAUGCCGAAUCAGCAGUCUGAUACAACCAUGCCCUCAGUUGGAUGCGAUGUCGAAGCCGCAGAUAAAGCAAAAGUCGUACAGAAUAUGAAGAAAUGGAUGACACGAGCUUCACAACCCACCUUAUCACGCGCUCUACCACACACCUUGUCUUCAGACUUUUCCCCUUCCCCAAGAGAUUGGUCUGCUAACCCGGGUGCCACCAAGGACAAUGUCAAAUAUUCAACCGGACCAGCAGCCAUACCAAACUUCAACAAGAAUUCGACGGUACGCGCUCUACCAUUCGUUUGUCCAAAUAUGCCUACAGAUCAGUAUUCUUGUUCAAGCGACGUAUCCAAGACUUCAUCGCUCCUAGAGACCAUUCUUACGGUGCCAGACGAACGCGGAAUGGGUGUUGAAGAAAAUGAUACUGAUCUUGUUCCCGGACACUUCAACGGAGUCGGGCUCGUGGAACGACUUGAUCUUCGCGCUGAUACUUCUACCCGUAAAGUUCGCCGUGCUGGUAUGCAGAGGAUACAGACCUUGCAGCUCCAGCGCAAGCAAGAAGCUGCCAAGCGCAAGAACAAACACGGCCAUGAAACUUUAAUGGGCUUGGAAAGAGCUAUACGAUGAAGAGCGGAAGAGGGAGAUCUUGCAAACAUGAAGGGGUUUCGUAUGGAGCGGUUGGCUGUCAUCGAGGCAGGCGACAGGGAACUUUUGGAUCAGGCCAUGGACGGGAAGAAAUCGGAGAUGCCGGGUAAUGUUGUGGAAGUGGACGCGGCAAUGUGGGGUAUCGUGCGUCUGGUGUGCUUUGUGCAACAACCUCUAUCCUUUGAGGCGCCUAGUAUGAUCACUGUGUAAGAGGAGGAUAGACAAGGAAAGGACAAAGUUGGGUGAGGGAAGUGAGGAUCAUGAUAGUGUAA